AUGCCGAAGCGUUCGUUUGACGCUUCGACAAUCCCUGCCGACAUGACGCUGGAGCGGGCUCAGCGGAAGACGGAGAGAUCACACGAGGAAAACCAAGAGAGAGCAUAUAUUGCCGCCUCGAGAAGGGCCGACCGCAGCAUCGAGGCCCGCGUACAGUCAGCUCGCAUGGCAUCAGAGAUUCAUAAGAAGCGGACGGGCAAAGGCUUCAAGAUCUCCGAGGAGAUCGUCAUGAAGGAGGAGAUGUACGAGGAGGAGGAGGACGAUCUUCCGAGACAGUACCGCGCGUUGGCCGCCCACCUGCAAACUUCAUCUGCCGAUAUGAACAGCAGGUUGAGUGCGUAUCUCACAAACCAGGUUGCCAUGGCCAGCCUUGCCCGCCAGAAUGAAGUCAACCGCAUGUUUGCCGAACAAUUUCCUGGCGCUGCCAAACUCUCACAACAUAUGGCCCAGUCCUUGUAUGCACAGCCGCUGCAGCAGCAGCAGCAACAGCAGCAGCAGCAGGAUGGCUCGCCACAGUUCCAGCAGAUGAGCUUCGGCAUCAACAACCAACUGGCCAGGGAGCGAGCUCAGUCGAUAGCACAAAGUGAGGCGCUCUCCCCACGUCAGUCGAUAGCCAGCCCGAUGAACCAACCGAGAGGCUCGAUUGAGGCCAUCGCGUCUCCGCCAGCUCUAUCACCCGGCUCCCCUUCUUCUCGGUCCACGCCAUCCUUCAGCUCCGCGGCUACUUACUCUGCGACAACACUACCCGUGGAUCCAUCCCUGGCGGUGCCAUCUGCGGCUUCCUCGUCGUUCACGGUUGAGCUCCCACACGAGGUGAAACAGAUGGCCAACAUCGACCCAAACGACCCCAUGGCAAGCAUGUUCUUCGGGAAUGAGAUGAUGCCCACGAAUUCCACCAUGGACUUCAUGCAUUUCUCUGGUAUGGGGAAUGGUCACCCUGCUCCCAUGCUAAAGACCGAGGCCUCGCUUCAGAGCGAUUAUGGGCCAUCGGGUCUUGAACUACCUGGCCCAUGCAGCACAAUCGGCACACCAGGAGGUGGUGUUGGCGAUAAUUGGGAUGCCUGGAUCAACGACGACUGGCAGGCAUGA
Phaeoacremonium minimum UCRPA7 is the source of this 1089-nucleotide messenger RNA. RefSeq lists its product as hypothetical. The transcript is spliced from 2 exons. Bases 1 to 1089 code for a protein of 362 amino acids. NCBI's taxonomy places the organism in Eukaryota, Fungi, Ascomycota, Sordariomycetes, Togniniales, Togniniaceae. The record is from RefSeq and is a predicted model, not a curated record.